Pundamilia nyererei is the source of this 779-nucleotide messenger RNA. Its product is annotated as lipopolysaccharide-induced tumor necrosis factor-alpha factor homolog. Lineage: Eukaryota; Metazoa; Chordata; Actinopteri; Cichliformes; Cichlidae. The transcript is spliced from 5 exons. The record is from RefSeq and is a predicted model, not a curated record. Gene Ontology annotation, cellular component: nucleus; cytoplasmic side of late endosome membrane; cytoplasmic side of lysosomal membrane. Bases 45 to 503 code for a protein of 152 amino acids. Gene Ontology annotation, molecular function: zinc ion binding.
UCGCGUUGGCUCACAUAAACGUCUCACUAAUUCAUCAAGACACUAUGGAGGUACCCAAUACAGGUUUCCCAGCACCACCGUACCCCGGUCCCCCUUUGGACUACAACGCUGUUCAGCCUGUUGUUCAGCCUGUUGUCCAGCCUGCAGUUCAGCCAGUUGUCCAGCCUGUUGUUCAGCCAGCUGUUCAGAUUGUUCAACAGCCUGCAUACCAAUACAAUGCACUACAACCUCAGGUUGUGCAGCCAGUGAGUCAGGUGGUGGUGAUGCAAAGUCAUCUCCCAAAAGAUGUUCCUGGACAGAUGAAGUGUCCUCAUUGCCAAACCGAUGUUGUGACUAAAACCGAGUACAAAAUUGGGAUCCUCACCUGGAUAAUUUUUGGCGUAUUACUAUUUGUAGGCUGCUGGCCUUGCUAUGUGAUCCCCUUCUUCGUCAAAGAAUGCAAGGAUGUGGAGCAUUCCUGCCCCGCCUGUAACAGCGUAAUCCACAUCCAUAAGGUCCUAUGAAGCAGAACUACAGUUUACCUUCUACUGGACCAACAGCAGCAAGGCAAUAUGUGUUUUACCUGUAUAUGUACUGAACAUACUGAUAAAAGCUAUACAUAUCAGCAAUAAAAGAGCUUUCUUGUUUUCCAGGUGAUUACUUGAAUCAUGUUAAAAAAUAUAAGUUAAUUAUCAGGAUUGUUUUUAUUUGUUUUUUUUAAACUUGUAGUGAGUGGUGUGGUCUUGGUAUGAAAUACCUCAGCGAUGAAGUGAAAUGAAGGAUAAUAUGUAUUAAAUGAA